Molecule: messenger RNA, 7397 nt
Organism: Sardina pilchardus (European sardine)
Lineage: Eukaryota; Metazoa; Chordata; Actinopteri; Clupeiformes; Clupeidae
Product: nesprin-2-like
Exons: 44
Coding region: 58-7149 (2363 amino acids)
Biological process (GO): nucleus organization; cytoskeleton organization; nuclear migration
Cellular component (GO): nuclear envelope; perinuclear region of cytoplasm; membrane
Molecular function (GO): kinesin binding
Source: RefSeq, a predicted model, not a curated record
GGUCCAUCUGAGUGCCUGGUGCUGGUGCAGCAGCGUGUAGCGGAGAUCCAAACCAGCAUGAGCACCUCACAGACUCAGCUGCAGCACAGACUGGACACACACUCCCAGCUACAGUGGCGUAUGAGUGAGCUGCAUGCCUCCAUCCACACUAACCUCUCAGAUCCACAACUCCCCCCCAACAACCUGCAAGACCUUCAGCACCAUCUACAGGUGGUUGCCGAGAGACAGCAGCAGCAUCAGCAGCAAGAGAUGCUCUUAGCCACCUUACGGAAGGAGGCAGAGCCAGAACAACUGCCCUCCAGCCUAUCACAGCAAGCCGUGCAGCUAGAGGCGGUGCUGGAGAGUGUGUGGUGGUCUCUGCAGCAGAGCAGCGCAGGUGUGUGUGUCUCUGUGGAGCAGCAGCGUCUCCUCACACGACUCCUCCAGGGGCUCCGGAACCUUCUAGCGCUGGCCUCCCAACGCCUCACACACACACCUCGCCUGGACACACACACGCCAGCCCAGCUGCAGGAGCAUAUCAACACACAGGAGAAGCUCUUCCUGUCUGUCAGCGCACACCUGCGGAUGCUGCAGCACCUCUCUGAGUGCAUGAGCGCCAGCGCCCCCUCUGGUUGGGAGGGAGAAGUGCAGGCGCUGGAGCAGGAGGUGCAUGAGGCCCAGCAGGGGGCGCUAGAGAGACGCAUCCACCUGCACAGGAUCCUACAGAUUUGGACUCAGUGGGAACACAGCCGCUGCUGGCUGGAGAGUCGUCUGACACAGCUGGAAAAGCAGCUUCCCAUAAUGCAUCUGGAGGAAGAGGAAGAGACAGAGGAGGAGCUACAAGAACGUACAUCUAUCUAUGAGAACCUGCAGGCGGAGCUUCAGCAGUGCCACGCCCACAGCCAGGUGAUCACUGAGCAUGCUCAGAGACUGCACCAGGAGGGCGGGGCCUCGGACACUGUGGGUGGAGCCACACGGCGGCUAGAGCUGCGAUUGGCUGCAUUACAGCAGAAGGUGAACCAUGGGAUACAUGUGGGGACCACCACCAGGAAGAUCUUGAGCAGGUUCCGUGGUGAGUCUGCGGAGCUGGCUAGAUGGAUGGGCGGGGCCAAAGAGCGUAUUGACGCCUGUCGAAGUCACAUGACCUUCGACGAGCAGGACCCAGGACACGCCCUCCUCCUUCUGCAACAGUAUCAGGAGUUCUCCCGUGAGCUGGAGCUUCACUCUGCCCUCAAAGCCUCAGUACUCAGCGCAGGCACCCAGCUGACAACACUCCGGGAGCGCCAGUACACACACACCUCUGACCACACACACACACACACACACACAGCCACAGCGGAGGACACACACACACAGUGUAAUGGUGACAAGUCUGCUGAUGAAGACAGCGCCUGCCUCACACACACUCCACACACACACACACACACACACUCGGAGGCCGGGGCCGCUCUGUCCGGCCUGCAGGAGCAGCUGGAUCAGCUGGAGCAGAACUGGACCGAGCUGCUGUCAGAGAUGCCUGCACUUCAGGAGAACGUCCAGCAGGUGCUGCUGGAGGAUGUCGCCCCCCAGGGGCUGCUGGUGGAGUUGCGUGCCCAGCUAGAGGAGUCUGAGCUCAGCCUGCAGCAGCACAGCAGCGGCCUCCUCUCCAGCCCCCGCACCUCCUCUCACCUCACGCCCCUACUCCACAGCCUCAAGGCUCUCCAGGCGUGUGUGUGUGUGCAGCAGUUCUCUGUGGAGCUCCUGAACCAGGCUGUGCUGCACAUGGACUGCUCAGACACACACUUCCGAUACACACACACUCAGUUUGCAGAGGAGCUGGGAGACCUCAACAACCGCUGGGCCCUACUAAAGACCACACUCAACUCACAGGUGCAGCAGGUGGAGCAGGUGCUCGGUGAGUGUUCUGAGCGAGAGGCCAAGCUGCACGUCCUGCUGCGCUGGGUCAAAGGUCAACAAGACUGGCUACGAUUGGCCGAGAAGCCCAGCUGUCGCUCCGCCGCCGAGAGGAACCUCAAGGAGUGUGAGGUGUUAGAGGAGCGUGCUAAGCAGAGGUGUGUUGAGCUGCAGGAUGUGAGGAUGAAGAGUGUGUGUGAGGACCACACCGACAUGGACAGCCUCACACACAGCUGUGCUGCUCUCAUUCAACAGUGUGUGUGUGUGAGGGGCUCCCUGCAGCAGAUGUUGGUCCAGUGGGCAGCCUAUGCCACGGGCCUGGAGACGGUGACGCGACACACACUCGAGAUCACACACACCCUUCAGCUCUGCUCCUGCCCGCCUCUCUCGCUGACCACACUCCAGGCCAACACUGAUAGGCUGCAGCUCUCAGAAAAGGCAUGUGAGGAGAUCGACCAGAAAUGGGCGGAGCUUGAGCAGACUGGCUCUGCACUUGUGGGCGUGGUCAAUGCAGACACCGCCCACUCCCUGGCAGAACGGCUGAAGAUGGAGAAAACACAGUGGUGUGAAGUGAAGCGGAGGCUGUCAGCUGAUGUCCGUCGGAGUGUGUGUGUGAUGGAAGCGUGGCGUCGUUAUGUGUGUGUGUCAGAGCCCUGUGCUACACGCCUACAGCUGUACCGAGACCAGCUGAGCUCUCUCACACACCACCAUCUCACCACUCAACACACACCGCCGGACCUUACUGACCACAUACACACCACUCAGACCCUCCAGGAGAAUUUAGACCACCUCCAGGAUGAUCUGCAGGAGGAGAUCGAGGCCACCAAGGCUCUGAUUGGACAGCUGGAUCCUUCAUCUGCCGCCUUCAUCCAAUCACAGAGCCGUUUACUGUCUCGUGGCGUCUUGCAGCUGACACAAGCCCUAUCAGUAAAGAGAGGAGAGCUGCAGGAGGACUUGAAGCAGCUGCAGGAGUUUGACGGUUUGUUUUCAACUCUAGAGAAACAUCUGGACGACUGGCAAAGGACAGAGAACAUCUCAGAGCCACAGCUUACUGAUGUAGCAGAGUCUGGGCUGCUGGACCUGAGUGCCCUUUCUCCGGACUUGGAUUGGCUGAAUGACCUCAGCUACACCCGCCCUCUGAGUGAGUCCACCAAUCAGAGGCUUCAGAACCUGAACAGGAAGUGGGCAGCAGCCUCUGCUCGUGCUCUGGAGAGAUGCAGUGAGCUGCAGGCGGAGUGUCUGCAGCAGCAGGGCUUUGAGCAGCGCUGUGAGAGCUGGAUGAGUUUCCUGCAGCGCAUGGAGGACAACCUAGCAGUGGAGCUACCGCUCAACUACACACACCUCAGGGAACAGCUACACACACACCAGCGGUUCCAGGCUGAGUUGUCUCUUGGUCAUCAGAUUCUGCACUCUGUGAUUCAUGAAGCACUGCGCCUGUUAGAGAGGGGGGAGGUGGAGGACAGGACGGACUUCCUGCUGAAGCUGGCGCAGCUGCGUGAGCACUGGGGGGGGGCGGUGCAGCGCUGUGCUCAGCGGCGCGCCCUGGUGGACGGUCUGGUGCAGCACUGGCACCUCUACACACACGGCCUCCGCAAGCUGCACAAGCUCCUCCCACUCCGCCACAUGCUCCUCCCACCCACGGGCCCCUCCCACUGCAGCGUGGCACAGCUACGACUCGCCCUGCAGAACCUGAAGCGUAUGGAGCAGUUGUUCCAGCGGUUCCAGAGUUCGUACCUGCAGACACUGGAGGUGGGCCGGCAGCUGUUCUGUGUGUGUGACGCGCAGACGCAGACGCGGCUGCAGACGGAGCUGUCCGCGCUGCAGGAGCCCUGGGAGCAGGCGCACGGCAUGCUGGGAAAGAGGAGGAGCCUCACCGCUGACAUCAUCAAGAGCUGGGAGAGCUGUGAGACCCAGCUAGCCGAUAGCGCACAGGAGCUGGAGGACAUGAAGGUCAGGCUGAAGCAGCCGAUGCCAGAGCACUUGGAUGAGAUGCAGGAGGCAGAGCAGUUUGUGAAGGAGGUGGAGGACUCCCUGGGCCAGUGGGCUCUGCGUCUGGGCCAGCUGAGCAGUAUGAAGACGGACUUGUCCCAGUACAUCAUCACCGACGACGUGCUGCUGCUGCAGGAGCAGGUGGACCAUCUGCACGGACAAUGGGAGGAGCUGUGCCUCAAAGUGUCUCUGCGUAAGCAGGAGAUCGCGGACCGUCUGAACGCGUGGAUCAUCUUUAACGAGAAGAACAAGGAGCUGUGUGAGUGGCUCACGCAGAUGGAGAAUAAGGUGGCUCACAGCGCAGAACUCAGCAUCGAGGACAUGGUGGAGAAACUCAAGAAGGACUGCAUGGAGGAGAUCAACCUGUUCAGUGAGAACAAGACGCAUCUGAAGCAGCUGGGGGAGCAGCUGAUCAGCGCCAGCAACAAGACCAAGGAGGCCGACAUCAACGACAAGCUCAAGGACAUCAACGACCGCUGGCAACACCUGUUUGACCACAUCGAGUCCAGGGUGAGGAAGCUGAAGGAGACGCUGGUGACGGUGCAGCAGCUGGAUAAGAACAUGAGUAAUCUGCGGACGUGGCUCUCGCGCAUCGAGGCCGAGCUGGCCAAGCCUGUGGUCUACAGCGUGUGUCACAACGACGAGAUCCAACGCAAGCUCGCCGAGCAGCAGGACCUGCAGCGGGACAUUGAGCAGCACACGGAGGGCGUGGCGUCGGUGCUGACGCUGUGUGACGUCCUGCUGCAGGAUGCGGACGCGUGCGGGACGGACCUGGAGAACGACUCCAUCAAGCAGACCACGCACAGCCUGGACCGCCGCUGGAGGAACAUCUGCGCCAUGUCCAUGGAGCGCAGGAUGAGGAUCGAGGAGACGUGGCGUCUGUGGUGCAAGUUCCUGGACGACUACUCUCGCUUCGAGGACUGGCUGAGGGCGGCCGAACGCACCGCGGCUAACCCCGCCACCACCGACACACUCUACACCAGCGCCAAGGAGGAGCUCAAGAAGUUUGAGGCGUUCCAGAGGCAGGUGCAUGAGCGCCUGACCCAGCUGGAGCUGGUGAAUAAGCAGUACCGCCGCUUGGCCCGGGAGAACCGCACCGACGCCGCCAGCAAGCUCAAGGUCAUGGUGCACGAGGGGAACCAGCGCUGGGACAGCCUACAGCGACGUGUUACUGCUGUCCUGCGCAGACUCAAGUACUUCACGUCUCAGCGGGAGGAGUUUGAGGGGACGCGUGAGAGCAUCCUGGUGUGGCUCACUGAGAUGGACCUGCAGCUGACCAACGUAGAGCACUUCUCCGAGAGCGACAUCCACGACAAGAUGCGACAACUCAACGCGUUCCAGCAGGAGAUCACGCUCAACACCAAUAAGAUCGACGCGCUGAUCGUGUUCGGCGAGACGUUGAUCCAACGUAGCGCCCCGCUAGACGCCGUGCUGAUCGAGGACGAGCUGGAGGAACUCCACUCCUACUGCCAGGAGGUGUUCGGACGCGUCGCCCGCUUCCACCAGAGACUGACCACCAGACGACCGGUGCUGGAGGAGGAGGCGGAGGGGUCUGACCAGGACUCGGAGCUGGAGGAGGGGGAGCUGGGGGGGGAGCUGGGGGGGUCGUGGGACGAGAAGGACGAGGACGAGAGCCAGCCGGGGGAGGGGGAGGGGCCUAUCCUGGCGGCCGCGCGGCAGGUGUGCCAUCACCUGUUGGCUCCGCCCCUGGAGCAGUCUGGCCGAGAGACGCCGGUCAGCGUGGACUCCAUUCCGCUGGAGUGGGACCACACCGUGGACGUGGGCGGAGCCUCAUCACACGAGGAGGAGGAGGAGGAGGGGACCUACUACAGCGCCCUCUCAGAGGUGGAGGUGACGGAGAGCUCAGAGGCGUUCCAGAGAGCUACAGCCAGAGCUCUGGGCACUAGGCCUGUGGGUAAAGCAGAGGUCACAUGGCAUCAUUCUCCAGACCCUCACCAGAGGAAGAGACACCCACAUACACACCCACACACACACUCACACACACACUCACACACACACGCCAUCCACAGUCUGGGCUCGUCUCCAACACACACCAGCACGCCCUUCCACACGCCUGGCUAUGUACGUCUCAUGUCUGAGUGCAGUGGUACUAUUGAUCGGGUGAAGCGGGUGGAGUUGCUCUUAAGCGAUGAGGAGCUGAUGGAGCCUGGCCUCAAAGCAGUCAGUUCACCAGAGAAACAGCCAGGUGUGAUUGAGCGCUGGGAGCUGCAGCAGGCGCGUGGAGCUUCGUGUGAGCACCAGCAGGGGGCGCCGGAGCAGUGGGGGCUCCUCCAGCAGCAGCUCUCCUCUCUGGGCACGUGGCUCAGCGCCACCCUGCCCCUCCUCCAGACCUCCAGCAGCCUGCAGCCGCACACCAGCCUGGCCCUCAUGGAGGCACACAUACGCAAGCUCAAGGAGAUGCAGAAAACCUUCACCAGCUACAAGGCCCAGAUGAUCUCCAUCAAUCUGAUUGGCCGGGAGCUGCUGGGUGGGCGGGACCUGCAGAGCACAGCCAGUGACGAGCUGAAGGAGCUGCAUGAGAAUCUGAGAUUGACCAAUCAGAAGUGGGCUCAGGCCUGCGCCGCCCUCGACCGCUGGGAGAGCCGCCUGCACAAAGCUCUGAUGCAGUGCCAGGAGUUCCAUGAGAGUCUGCACUCAAUGCUGCUGUGGCUGGCACAGGUGGAGAAACGCCGCUUCAACAUCAACAUCCACGACCACACGCUCCACCGGGGGGCGCUAGAGGCCCACCAACACACACUCAAGAGUGUGGAGGCGGCGCUGCGUGCGCGUCAGCAGGAGGUGCGCCCCCUGGUGGCGGUGUGUGGUGAGCUGCUGCUGCAGGCGGAGGGUGAGGAGAGCGUUGAGGCGCGCGAGAAGCUGCACGUCGUCUCCAACAAGCUCCGCCUCCUGCUCCGCCACACCCAGCACGACCUCACCGUGCUGCACACACGCCUGGAGGCGUGUACGCUGGGCAGUAGUGUGGACCCUCAGGAGGAGCAGGCAGGAGGCGCUUCCCCCCAGAGCAAGGCGGUGGAAGGACAGAGUGCAUUAGACAGAGGACUUUCUGCAAGCACCAGCAGUGAGAAGGCGUCGUGCUGGUCGUCUCGGCCGCUGCUGCAGCGUGUGUUGCGGGCCGCUCUACCUGUGCACCUGCUGUUCCUGCUGCUGCUGGUGCUCACCUGUCUGGUGCCGCUGUCCCAGGACGACUACAGCUGCGCCCUCACCAACAACUUCGCCCGCUCCUUCUACCCCAUGCUCCGCUACACCAACGGACCCCCGCCCACCUGAUACACACACACACACACACACACACACACACACACACACACACACACACACGACUACAGCUGCGCCCUCACCAACAACUUCGCCCGCUCCUUCUACCCCAUGCUGCGCUACACCAACGGACCCCCGCCCACCUGAUACACACACACACACACACACACACACACACGACUACAGCUGCCCCCCAGACUUCUGGGCCUCUGGACGGUGUAGAGCUUUAGAGGGUCUGGGGGUUUGGGGCGUUUGGGGCG